CCCCACAUGAGAGGCCAAGGUGCUUUGGGGGGUCAGUGCCUGCCCAAGUGAUGCUGGGGUGCCCGUGACCACACAGACCACCCCUCAUGGACCACCCUGUUUGUGAAUCGGCCCCACACUCCAGCGCCCACUGGCUCUAUCCCCAAUUCCGAGUUACGUAGAGAUUUGCAGGCCUCCUGGGCACCUGGAUUCCACCCACCACACAGGCUGCACUCGUGCUGUCCAGCACAUGCUGGUUCCAGGCUCAGCCAGGCCCACUCCAAGCCUUGCUCAAGCCCCCACAGUCCUGGGUGAGGGAGGACUUGCAGUUGGCCAAGGAGGUUUGUGAAGCCAGCCCCAGAUGGGCCAGGGUCAGGGGCUCACCUCCAGCCCCGCCCUCUGACAGGAUCGCAUUCUGGGCAAGUCACAGUAUCUCCCGUGCUGAUGCAGGUGUGGGGGUGUCAGGAGGGCCUGACAUCUGCCCCAGCCUGGUGCAGAGAGCACGGGAGACCCCAGACACCCUGGAUGCGCACAGAGACCUCAGACCCUGAAAGGGAGAGACUGAGGGGACAACCAGACAGGAAAGCACACAUCACCUCUUUCAAAGACCUUUCAUCACCCGGGCCCGGCUGCUGGUUCAGUUCUCUGCAAGCACGUUCCCCAGCCCUGUCGUCGGCAGCACCGGGAGAGAAGGUCCAAUUCUGAGUGUGUGCUGAGCCACAGUCCAGAGAACAGGUUCCUCACAGUGACUGGUGACCUCCUUGCCCUCUGCCAGAACAAAACCCCUCAUGGGCUGCUCCCCAACCCCUGACUCACUUCCCCUGGAGUCUUGCUGCCUAAACACCCUGGAGCUGGCGUAGCCGCGAGGGGCAGCAUGGCUGUGAUGGGUCUGGAUGAGAAGCAGCCCCUCCAGGGAGAACCCCUUGCAGAGCAAAGGAACCUCAACCUGGACAUGUGCAUGAGGUCACAAGGUCUGGGAAUGAGACACUAAAGCUGGGGCUCCUGACCACCCCCUUCUGCCAGUCAUGGGGCCACCGGUCAGCAUGCCCCCUGAGGCCUGGGCAUCAUGUCAUGGGCCUCCCCCAUCCUGCGUGCACAGAUGCCCCAGGACGCCCUGAAUACUCCUAAGCAGCGGGAGGCCAGGGCAGGAGCACAGGGACCCCCACCUCCGGAGCAGAGGCCCAAGGAGGGGGGUGUCUCAGAGCAGGGGGCCUCUGGAAUCAUGUUUCCCCUGCCCUCUGGGCAGCUCAGACCAUGUCGAUGGUCCCCAGGUGCAGCCCCUACGAGGUGUGUCCCAGAUGCAGGGGCUACUUUCCUGAGUGUAAUUGGAAUCUCGGUCUUGUUUCCUUUUUAACAAGCCGUGCGUGGCUAGCAGCACUAGAGUUAGGCUCCACCUGUGAGUCUGGGAUGAGGCCACACCCUGCAUCCCAGGUGGACCCCAAGCUGGGGCCGGGGCACAGCAGCUGGACCUGAAUCUCUGAUCUAGCCUGUGCUAGGAAGUCCUGUCGGUGUGGGUGGUGCCCCAAGAGGACCCCUCACCACACAGAGGAGAGUCUGGGUAGACACAGCCCUUCAGUGGCUUCCUGCCACAGGUGUACCCCAGAUCCCACCCUGGGGCAAUGGCGUCGCCCAACGUCAGCCACCCAGCACAGGAGCAGGUGGAUGGGCAGCGUCCUCACCUUCAGGAUUUGCCGGCUCUGAACCGUUUUCCCUGUCACCAGUCUCGGUGCUGACAGUCUCAGACUUCAGGAACAUAAAUAAACUGGACAUUGUUUUUUCUGCCACGUGGUCAUGGUUCUCUUGCUGGGUUCUGUUGUGUUGGGGACGUCACCAGCACGCCUCCCCCAGGGAGCUUGGCCCCUGUGACUUUGAGGGGACAAGGCCCUGGGAGGCCCUUCAGCUGGAGGGGGGAGCACUAAGGGGGAGGACAGAGGGGAAGCCGCUGCCCACUGUCCUCAGCCUCAGUCCCUCUGAUAAAAGAAGGGGGUCCCAGCAGCGUGCAGGCACCUCAUGGGGCCAUUACUUCUCUUCUCUUGAAAUCAGGAAUCAGGUGUCAGAAGUGCCCUCGCAUGCCCACUACCAUGUCCCUAACUCCAGCUGUGGGUCAGAAAGAGGGACUAGGCCCCCAGGGGCCCAAGAAAAGUUUCGCUAGUUCCUCCAACUGUGGGAUGGCCCAGGGCUAGGGCAGACGCAGCCCAGGGGAGGGCGAGCAGCCCCCAGGAUGGGCCACCCCCACAGUAGACACAGGGAACACUCCCAGGGGCCCAGCCCCCUUUCCCCAGCCAAGCACUGGGCAAGUGCACUUUCACCAGCUGAGCAUCAGUAGGACAGGCUGGCCACCACCAGACACCUCCACAGCCAGAGCCAAACCAGCACCCGGGAUGAAAAUAGCCGUCAGAUGACCAGAGGGCUGGCUCACCACCGUCCAAGCAAGCUGCUCAAAGCAGCUGCAGCUAAAAAUAGGCCAGAAGGGGACUGUCUUUGGAGAAGCACAGGGGAGAGCUCUGUCCUGCUUGUGGCCAACACGGGCAGGCACGAUGUGGUCGCUACGCUUCAUUUCUGCUGAGGCUCUGGUGUCCCACCCCAAGAUAGUCCAGCAGAGUCUGGGCGGGGUGGCCCACAACAUCUACCCAUUGCUGUUCAAAGCCAGCUAUCUGCUGGAGCAGCCAGAGGUGGUCCGUGCUCUGCUGGAACACUGGCCGCUGGAAGAGUUCCGGCUGGGUGCUCUGCUGGGGCCCAGCACAGAGCACCCCAGGGACCUGCGGGACCGGGCCUGCAGGGCCUGCCUGGAGGCCUGUGUGCGGGGCCUCGCGGACCACGUGCUCCAGGGCAAGGGCCGCAGGCGGCUGCGGCUGGCGGACCUCACUGGCAUCCGAGACGUACAGGUGCAGCAGUGCCCCUGUGGGAGGGCGCUGGGCAGGUGGGGCCGCACGGAACUGCUGGCCAGGGUCUGCUGCGAGCUUCAGGCGGAGCACCAUGCAGCCUGGAGCCCGGUUGAGGUCCUUGCUGACCUCUUUGUCACCGGGGGUAACUUUGAGAUGGUGGUGCAGGCCCUGGGGCCCCCGGGCCAUUCCCCACUGCGCGUGCGCUGCAUCUCCUUCCGGGCGGACAGCCUGGGCCCCAGCCAGCUGCUGCAGGUGCUGUGUCUGGCUGGGCCUAGCGAGCUGCGCCGGCUUGAGGUGGUGCACAACGUGCGGCUGCACGCCGGCCACGUGCAGCAGCUGCUGGCCCAGGUGGGCUUCCCCCGGCUGGUCUCACUCACCCUGCCCGCCAAGGCCUUCGACGCACCCCCUGCCAGCACUCCAGCCCCAGACGGCAAGGAUGCCCUGCUCACCUCCGUUGCCAGGGAGCUCAGCCGGAUGACGCAGCUCACUGAGCUGAGCGUGGCCUUCUCCACACUGACCGGGAAAAUCCAGAACCUGCUCGGCCCCCUGAGGACCCCGCUGAGAGUGCUGGACCUGGCCAGCUGCUCCCUGAACCAUGCGGACAUGGCCUUCUUGGCAGACUGCACCCACGCGGCCCACCUGGAGGUGCUGGACCUCAGCGGCCACAGCCUGCUGGACCGGUUCCCCUCGUCCUUCUUCCGGCUGCUGGGCCACGCCGCCCCAACACUGAGGGCCCUCACCCUGGAGGAGUGCAGCAUCACAGACCGCCAUGUGAGCACGCUGAUCCUGGCCCUGAGCCCCUGCCAUCGGCUGCGUGAGCUCCGGUUCUUGGGGAACCCACUGUCGGCCCGUGCCCUCAAGCGCCUUUUUGCAGCUCUCUGUGAGCUCCCCGGGCUGCAGUGUGUGGAGUUUCCAGUUCCCAAGGACUGCUACCCCGAGGGCAGUGCCUACCCGCAAGACGAGCUGGCCAUGACCAAAUUUGACCAGCAGAAAUACGACGUGAUCGCCGAGGACCUGCGCGCGGUGCUGCUGCGGAACGGCCGGGGCGACAUCCAGGUCUCCACGCCCCUCUUCGGAAGUUUCGACCCAGACAUUCAAGAAACCAGCAAUGAACUUGGAGCUUUCCUGCUGCAAGCUUUCAAAACUGCUCUGGAAAAGUUUUCCAGAGCACUGAAGCAAAUGGAGUAGGCCCUGGAUGGCCCAAGGCGGGGCUGCUACACGGCUGGUGCCCUGGGCUCGGCCAGACCACCAGCAUCCCAAGCAUCUCUUGUGAAAGCUGCGAGGCGUCCUUUAGGCAGUGUCCGAGCAGGAACCUGCUCUCCAGGAGCAGUGGCGGCGACUGUGGGGUGUCUGAGCGCAGUGCGGUCCUGGAGCGGGAAGCUCCGGGGGUGACCACCGCAGCGGUGACAGCAGAGGAGCACCCGACCCCGCGGGCGUGGCCAGCCCGGUCCCCAUGUGCCUGGACUUCAGUCCGUGUGCGGUGUAGAUGAGAGGAUGACAGCAAGCAGCUGAGGAGAGUAAAAGCGAGCUGCAAGGUGGGUCCCUUGAGGCAGUGGCUGGCUCCAGGGGUGCAGGGAGCCCACAGGGCCGCCCCCAAACUCCAGUCCAGCGAGGACGUGGGCUUUGAUCGUUUAUGGCUCUGUCCCUGCUCUCUGCCGGUGGGCGGCAGGCCUGGGCUCUGCUGGUGCCAGGCGGAGCCCCCAGCACAGGGCAGCCUCUGACUCGCAGUCGGGACUGUGAUGUCCCAUCAGCUACUGCUCCCACUCCCACCUCCACAGACUCUAGGCCGGGGUGGGUGUGGGGCUCGGACUCCUCUGGGCAGUUGUCUGAGUCCUGGCGCUUGAGGAGUGGUUAAUUCCAAAGUCUGGACUUGGUUUCUACCAAGAUCUGAUUUGUGUAAAGGGCUGAGUAUUAGAAUAAUUAAAUACUAAUAAAACAGAAGUGUGGCUUGUUCAGAUGUGGUUUGCUUUCUUUCUUUUUAAAUCUAGUGCACGAUAAAAUGUCUUGUAUUACUGUGUAUUUCCCAGACGUUCAUGAAGCCGGGCAUGUCUCCAUAUGCUUGUUGCCUGUUUGUGGUUUUCUCAUGAUUUCAUUUAUUUAAACAAAAACAAAAUCAGUUCACCCAUUUCUGCCCCACACGGCCCCUCCACCUCUGGCGACCACCAGUCUGUUCUCUGUGUCCAUGAGCGUGGAGACAUAUAUCUAUAUCUCAGUCUAUAAAAUACAUUCCACAUAGAGUGAGAUCAUACGGUAUUUGUCUUUCUUUGACUUACUUCACUUAGCACAAUGCCCUCCAGGUUCAUGUUGUCACAAAUGGCAGAAUUUCAUUCUUUUUAUGGCUGAAUAAUGUUCCAUGGUGUUCCAUAUACCACACAUUCAUCCAGUCAUCUGUUGAUGAACACUUAGGUUGCCCUUGGCUAUUGUAAAUAAUGCUGCAACAAACACGAGGGUGUAGAUAUCUUUCCGAAUAGUGAAUUUUUUUUUUUGGAUAAACACUCAGAAGUAGAGUUGCUGAAUCAUAUGGUAGUUCUAAGGUUAAUUUCUUGAGGAGCCUCCGUCCUGUUCUCCAUAGUGGCUUCACCAAUUUACAUUUUCACCAAGAGUGCACAAGGGCUCCCUUUUUCCCACACCCUUUCCAGCACUUGUUAUUGCUUGUCAUUUUGAUCAUGGCCAUUCUGACAGGUGUGAAGUGAUAUCUCAUUGUGGUUUUGAUUUGCUUUUCUUUGGUGAUGAGUGGUAAUUGAGCAUCUUUUCAUGUCUCUUCAGAUGUUCUGGCCAUUUCUCAAUUAAACUGUUAACUUUUUUCCAAAUGAGCUGAUAAAUUAUUUAUAUAUUUUGGGCAUUAGCCCUUUAUCAGGUACAUGAUUUGCAAGUAUUUUUUCGCAUUCUGUAGUUUGCCCUUUUUUUGUUGAUGGUUUUCUUUGCUGUGCAGAAGGUUUUUAGUUUGAUAUAGUCUCACUUGUUUAUUUUUGCUUUUGUGUCUGUUGCUUUAGGUGUUAGAU
Molecule: messenger RNA, 5866 nt
Organism: Vicugna pacos (alpaca)
Lineage: Eukaryota; Metazoa; Chordata; Mammalia; Artiodactyla; Camelidae
Source: RefSeq, a predicted model, not a curated record